Histoplasma capsulatum G186AR is the source of this 2083-nucleotide messenger RNA. RefSeq names its product dihydrolipoamide succinyltransferase. The transcript is spliced from 11 exons. Lineage: Eukaryota; Fungi; Ascomycota; Eurotiomycetes; Onygenales; Ajellomycetaceae. Gene Ontology annotation, biological process: tricarboxylic acid cycle. Bases 141 to 1538 code for a protein of 465 amino acids. Gene Ontology annotation, molecular function: dihydrolipoyllysine-residue succinyltransferase activity. The record is from RefSeq and is a predicted model, not a curated record. Gene Ontology annotation, cellular component: oxoglutarate dehydrogenase complex.
CUCGUUGCGUGACAACACACUCUCUGUUGAUAUUGACCUUUGCUUAGUACUAUCUCUCUGUCGUUUUCUUCCGGCCUUGUUAAAUCACAACCAUCCUCUAUCCUAAUUCUCAGCCUCGUGACUGAUAACCGCUUAACCCGAUGGCUCCACGACUACAGCUCCCGCGAGAAAUGUCGAAACAUUUGCGACUUGUCCCUCGACAUGUUUAUACCAGCUCAAUCUCUUGCAGAGCUGUGUCUUCUCUAAGCCGGGUGUCUCGAUCCAAUGGCAGCCUGAGAACUGCACACACCACUCUUCUGAAUUCGUCGGUUCCAUUGAGACAAUCUGUAGCCCUGUCGAAUAAUCCGCUGUUUAUGGGCAGCCAGCGACGAACUUAUGCGGAUUCGAUCGUAAAGGUACCGCCGAUGGCCGAGUCGAUAUCAGAAGGGACAUUAAAACAGUUUUCUAAAAAGGUUGGCGAAUAUGUUGAGCGAGACGAGGAACUUGCAACCAUCGAAACAGAUAAGAUCGAUAUCACCGUCAAUGCUCCAGAGGCAGGUACGAUCAAGGAACUUUUUGUAAAUGAGGAGGACACUGUUACCGUUGGUCAAGAUCUCGUCAGGCUGGAGACAGGGGGCCCCGCUCCCGAGAAGUCCAAAGAAGAAAAAGAGCCUGUGAAAGCGGAAGAAAAGCCAGCAGCCAAAACAGAAUCUGCUCCCCCGCCACCGUCAUCACCUCCGAAGGAAGAAGCAAAGGCCGCUACCCCUCCACCAAAGUCGGAGCCAACUGUCCAGAAAUCCUCCCCAUCCAAACCGGAGCCGGCCCAAGCGUCGCAAUCAGCCCUUGGGAAUAGGGAAGAACGCAGAGUAAAAAUGAACCGUAUGCGAUUGCGAAUUGCGGAGCGCCUGAAGCAGUCCCAAAAUACAGCGGCAUCGCUCACUACAUUCAACGAGGUCGACAUGUCAUCUCUCAUGGAAUUCCGUAAACUAUACAAGGACGAUAUUUUGAAGAAAACUGGUGUAAAAUUGGGCUUUAUGAGCGCGUUCUCUCGUGCCUGCGUUUUGGCUAUGAGAGAUAUUCCAACCGUCAAUGCGUCUAUUGAAGGGCCCAAUGGCGGAGAUACAAUCGUCUAUAGAGACUACGUCGAUAUCAGCGUGGCGGUAGCGACGGAGAAGGGUCUGGUCACGCCGGUCGUACGAAACGCUGAGUCUAUGGAACUCAUUGGGAUUGAGAAGGCGAUCGCGGAAUUAGGUAAAAAGGCACGUGAUAAUAAAUUGACCAUUGAGGAUAUGGCCGGCGGCACGUUCACCAUUAGCAAUGGAGGCGUUUUUGGAUCUCUGAUGGGUACCCCGAUUAUCAACCUUCCACAAACAGCUGUGCUCGGCCUUCAUGCGAUCAAGGAUAAGCCAGUCGUCGUCAAUGGAAAAAUUGAGAUCAGGCCUAUGAUGUAUCUCGCAUUGACCUACGAUCACCGCCUUCUGGAUGGUCGGGAAGCCGUCACGUUCUUGGUUAAGAUUAAGGAGUAUAUCGAAGAUCCGAGGCGAAUGCUUCUGGCAUAGUUGCCUUCCCGCUGCACUCUAACUCCUGUCAUGCCAGGUCUCCGAGCCAGAAAAUAUAUGUAUAUCACGGUAUUUUUCCUUUCUAGCGCUACGUUAACUGGACAGGUGUGAAUAGAUUUUCCGACUGUCAUUUUGAUUCACUUUUUCCUACCUUCUUUCCGUACUAGGGAGGGAGAACUAAAAUCAUUGUCUCUUGACCUUUUUUUUAUUCUGGCGAUAAUUUGUAUAUAGAUGAAGUUGUUUACUACAAAUAACCUCCGGGCACUUUCCUUUGUGGCAAUCAUCAGAAGGUAUAUCUUCACCUUUUGCUUUCCGGUUAUAUCCUGCUAGAAUUGGUGAUGUUGUGUAUAACAUUCGUGUUGCCUGUUGUUUACAUCUGUAGGCCACGUCUUGUUUACUUACUGCAAGGUACGCAAAUAUGAGGUCAUUCGCGCGGUUUUGUCAGAACAUAACGAAUAUGUUCUAUCUGAUGGUCGCCCUGCAUAUCUUGCCUAUAUGUCCUCCUUCAAAGGUUAAAUAAGAAUCAAAAAUAUUCUUUGGUUAUC